Messenger RNA from Peromyscus maniculatus bairdii (prairie deer mouse), 459 nucleotides. NCBI's taxonomy places the organism in Eukaryota, Metazoa, Chordata, Mammalia, Rodentia, Cricetidae. The record is from RefSeq and is a predicted model, not a curated record.
CUUCUUCCUGGGCGCUGCCUGCGAGGUGGCUGCCAUCUGUGUAGCAGCAUCAUGGCUGCCCUCCAGCCUCUGGUGAAGCCCAAGAUCAUCAAAAAGAGGACCAAGAAGUUCAUCCGGCACCAGUCAGACCGAAAUGUCAAAAUUAAGCGAAGCUGGUGGAAACCCAGAGGUAUCGACAACAGGGUGCGGAGAAGAUUCAAGGGCCAGAUCCUCAUGCCCAACAUUGGUUACUGGAGCAACAAGAAAACCAAGCACAUACUGCCUAGCGGCUUCUGGAAGUUUCUGGUCCACAAUGUCAAGGAGCUGGAAGUGCUGCUGUUAUGCAACAAAUCUUACUGUGCUGAGAUUGCUCACAACGUUUCCUCCAAGAACCGAAAAGCCAUCGUGGAAAGAGCAGCAAAGCAGGGUCGUGGGUUCAUCGGAGACCUUUCAGGGGUUUUUGUUGAAGAAUUCAGCUAA